This is a messenger RNA of Aspergillus clavatus NRRL 1, 1341 nucleotides long. Its product is annotated as C3HC4 finger protein. The coding region runs from base 1 to 1341 and encodes 446 amino acids. Gene Ontology annotation, biological process: protein ubiquitination. The record is from RefSeq and is a predicted model, not a curated record. Lineage: Eukaryota; Fungi; Ascomycota; Eurotiomycetes; Eurotiales; Aspergillaceae. Gene Ontology annotation, molecular function: ubiquitin protein ligase activity. The transcript is spliced from 3 exons.
AUGGAUGUACAACUACCCCAUCCGGCCAUUGGGGAGCCCAGUAGCAUGGCUCCAGUGCUGCCGAACUUGCAGAAUAAUGGCAGUCAUGGAGCCUUAGGGUCGCAGAACAUCUCGCAAGGGGCUCCGACAGGUACCACGAGCGGAUCUUCGCGUCCUCAUUUCCACGGCCAGAAUUCGAACACGAAUAUGUAUACGACUCCCACUUUUAGUGGCGACUUCACCUUUACUGCAGCCAACAAUGGACAACUCAAUUUUCAACCCGUCAUGCAGCUUCCGACGAACACAGUUGCACAACCUACUCAAAUGGAAUUCUCCGCUCCUCCACAAAACACAGCGACCUUUGAUCAGAGGCAACAUGGAAACGCAAUCCGUUACUGGCAUAUGCAACGGCCCUCCUACCCUCAGAUGCGGCCGACUCCUAUCCAGCCACCGAACUCGACAUCAAUCAAUGGGCAGCCGGUAUUGGUACAGCAAGCGCACCACGCACAGUCACAGAAUUCGACGGCGCCGAAUUAUCGAAUGACGCCGCAGGACACAGGCACAAAUAACAUCCAGGCAGCCCAUAGUGCUUCAGGUGUAGGAGGUCGACCCAUUUAUCCACGGCCGUUCUAUGUUCAACCCAGUCAAUACAUGCCAUACCCGCAAUCAGGGGUUUCGCCGGGCAUCACUCAAAACAGAAGGCAUAGUCGGACGCAGAGUUCUACAAUCAAUAGUCAUUCAACUAAUAUCAGUCCCGGGUCUCCGCCGCAGCAUAUUCGGGCAGGUGGACAGGUUGGUCGUCGACGCACGCGUCCUGCAGAUGAGGCAAACCCACAAUUUGCACGUCAAAUAUCAACCUCUCAAGUGCCAAGAGUUCCGAAUACAGCGACCUCCUCUAUGGGUUCGGAAUCCCCAAUGAUGGAGACUCCACGCUACUUCACCUAUCUGACUCCCGAGCAUCGUUUACACAUUCAACGAUUGGCUGAGCUGGAAGCGUUGACGAACAGUAUACGCUCCGGUCAUCCCGUCUCAGGUAGCCACGUUCGGCGAUCGCUCGAUAAUGAUGGUUAUGAUCUGGAUGAUGACCUUCCAGAAACGCCCAGAGGCCUUGAUGAUGCGAAAGAUGGACGCCCUGAACCCAAGGAGGAUGACGAGCUGACUGUCAACCUGGAAUGUAAGAUCUGUAUGAGUCAGCUCGUGGAUACCGUGAUGCUUCCGUGUGGCCACGCGAUCCUCUGUCGCUGGUGUGCUGAGCAACAUAUGCCAUCAAGUCGUGUUGAUCGCACAUGGAUCAAGGGACAGCCUGUCUGCCCGAUGUGCCGUGCUGCGGUGAAGUCUAAGAUUCGAAUCUACUUGUCGUGA